Sphaeroforma arctica JP610 is the source of this 218-nucleotide messenger RNA. RefSeq lists its product as hypothetical. The transcript has a single exon. The record is from RefSeq and is a predicted model, not a curated record. The annotation marks the transcript as partial. NCBI's taxonomy places the organism in Eukaryota, Ichthyosporea, Ichthyophonida.
AUGUUCGAGGCGCAUUCAUACGAGCCUGCCGGUGCACCUCCCGAUGCAGAAGAUAGUACCGGUACAACGGAAUCAGACGCAGGUGCAGAUGAACAUAUACCGAGCAUACAACAGAAGGAUACCGGUGAAGAUAACCAGAGCCUGCCUGCCGCUUUUAAGAGUGCGCACAAAUUUCUGUAUAUUGAUUGCGUCGAGCCCUUGGAAGGGGAAGCUUUGGG